Molecule: messenger RNA, 1239 nt
Organism: Plectropomus leopardus (leopard coralgrouper)
Lineage: Eukaryota; Metazoa; Chordata; Actinopteri; Perciformes; Serranidae
Source: RefSeq, a predicted model, not a curated record
AUGCGGAUAAUUCCGUCCCAUACGGCUGGCAUGGCUCGGCUGAGGGUCGACUGGCACAGUCCCGAUCGGUCGGCCAGCUCCCUCUGGAAUGCCCCGGUUGCCAGGAACCCCAGUGUGGUCAGCACCUGUAUGGGCACAGGCAGCGCAUGGCUCCUGGCUGUGUUGCGCUCCAAGGCUGGCCGCAGCUCUGCGCACAGUUCCACGAGGAUUGCCCUCGGGAGCCUAAAGCGGCUGAUGAGCCAGUCGUCAUCGUGUGCCACUUCUCCUCAGCGGCGCAGGAUCAGCCCGGCGGUCAGUGCUGUCACUCAGACAGAGUCUCCAGCCAUGAGGAGCACCGCCAUCGGGACAGCGCCACUCUGCCACAGGAUCGCCUUUAACCGAGGAAGCAGCGCAGAGUUUCCCAAAGACUUCCAGAGUUUGUGCGGAUUAUUCCAGCAGCAGGACGCCAGCAGCUUGCUUUGUGUGCGUACGUCCAUGAUCGGGGCGGCGAGCAAACUCAGCAAAGAUGGAAAAACCUGGUGGAGGCAGGAGGCAUCAACUACCCAACAUAACCUGAAGAACUGGAAGGGACUCUAUAGGCUGAAAGCCAGACACAGGGAGGACAGACACAAUUUCCAUGUCAAUGAGCUGAUGGAACAGGACGGAUCAGCUUUCAGUUUCCACAAUGUGAUGCUGUGGGUGGUGGCUUCACUGCUAACACUAGUGAAAGAUGUGUUUUCUGAGGAGGACAAUAAAGAGGCUCGGCCAGACCUCCAGCGAGUCCACAGGCAGCCCUCUCUGUCUCCUGCUGAGGGUCUGGAACAGGACAGCGGCAUCCCCGCACCCUGGCCUCAUGCCCUUGAAAAGUGGUCACUAAUGCACAAAGAGGAAAUCCAACAGAGCAGAUGGCGGCACACCAAUUCACCCAGAACCUCAAGGAGGAACCGCAAGAAGAACAAGAGCAUUCACGACUGCCACUUGGAGAGGAAGGAGAUGCGGGUGCGGGAUCUUGGUCUUGGCUACGACUCAGACGAAAUAGUCCUCUUUAAGUACUGUGAUGGGACAUGCCACAGCUCCCGCAAGAACUAUGACCUGGCCCUCAAGGCCCUGAUGGACAACGGGAGUAUUUCUGGCAAGAGGGUCAGUGGACACCCCUGCUGUCGUCCUACCCGUUAUGAGACUGUGUCCUUCAUGGACACCCAGACUACCUGGCAGACAAUUAAGUGGCUCUCUGCGGCUGACUGCAGCUGUGUGGGCUGA